Molecule: messenger RNA, 1422 nt
Organism: Rhodotorula toruloides NP11
Lineage: Eukaryota; Fungi; Basidiomycota; Microbotryomycetes; Sporidiobolales; Sporidiobolaceae
Product: sulphite efflux pump protein
Exons: 12
Coding region: 1-1422 (473 amino acids)
Biological process (GO): sulfite transmembrane transport; transmembrane transport
Cellular component (GO): plasma membrane
Molecular function (GO): sulfite transmembrane transporter activity
Source: RefSeq, a predicted model, not a curated record
AUGACUCACAGCCAGCCACGGCUUCCAGCGGCUCCCCAGCGCGCUGUCACUCGCGCUCCCGACUCGGCAGAGGCGACUCUCAUCGGGAGGACUUCCUCGUCCAAUACGGCCGCGCAGACGGAAAGCGGCAGCGUCGAGAAGGAGAUAUCGAGGGGAAGUAUGGGUCACCAUCCGCUCUUUGCAGACAAGGCGAGAGGGAUCAGGCUGAGGGCCUUGCGAUUCACGGCUUCCUGGUACUCGGUGACGAUGGGCACGGGGAUCGUCAACACCCUCCUGUUCGACCUACCAUGGGAAAACGCCCACCCGACUUUCCGAGCAAUCGGCUCAGCCUUCCUCAUCUUCGACAUGGUCCUCUUCCUCGCCUUCAGCAUCCUCACCGUUACGCGGUAUACGCUUUAUCCGAAGAUCUUCAUGGCGAUGCUGCAGCAUGAGACGCAUUCGCUGUUCCUGGGCUGUAUACCGAUGGGAUUCGUCACCAUCAUCUCUGGCAUUGCAGCAACAGGCCAUGAGUACGGCCUGCCAACCCUCGACGCUGCGCUCGUGUUGUACUGGUCCUCGGUUGGCAUGUCAAUGCUCACGGCUUUCGGUAUCCCCUUCGUCAUGUUCACCCAGCACAAGCACACUUCGGAGACGCUGACGGCGGCAUGGCUUCUUCCCAUCGUCCCGCUCAUCACCGAAGCCGCAGUCGGCUCAACCCUCUGCAAGCUCCUCCUCCUCCAAAACCGGCACACCUACUGCCUCACCCUCCUGAUCGCCUCCUACCUCUGCGCUGGAAUCGGCAUGCUCCUCGCCGCAGCAGUCAUCGUCCUUUACCUCCAGCGACUGUUGUUGCACCAUCUUCCGCCGAGGGAGGUGAUUGUUUCGUCGUGGUUGCCGGUUGGACCUAUCGGACAGGGAGGGUUCGCGUUGAUUGAGCUGGGCCAAGUAGCGACGAAACUCUUCCCUCUCAUCGCAUCCCCUUCACGCCCAGCACUAGACUUCCUCGGACCCGCCAUGCUUGGCUCAGCAGUCCUAACCGGCCUCCUACUCUGGGGACUCGGCAUUUGGUUCGCGUUCCUUGCGAUUGUUAGUAUCGCGGCGCAGUUCAGGCGCAGCGGGACGGAGGGAGCGGGAACGGCGGUGUUCAAUAUGGGAUGGUGGGCGUUCACCUUCCCCCUCGGCUCGCUCACCCUCCUCACCUUCUCGCUCGCGACGGUCUUCGACUCGAUGUUCUUCAAAGUCUGCUCGACGAUCAUGACCUUCUCGGUCUUCUCGCUAUGGUGCAUCGUCUUCGUCCCGACCUGUAUCGGGUUCUUCCGGGGAACCCUCUUCGCCGCGCCAUGCCUCCAGGCGCUUCCGAAGGAGUACGUCGACAGGCUCGCUCCGGCAGAGGGCGGUCCGAAGCUGCGCAAGGAGGAACAGCAAGCCCAGGCGAGUGCAUAG